Cuscuta campestris is the source of this 2145-nucleotide messenger RNA. Lineage: Eukaryota; Viridiplantae; Streptophyta; Magnoliopsida; Solanales; Convolvulaceae. The record is from the annotation of a GenBank genome assembly.
ACUUAAUUAUAAGAAAAUAUUCCGUAACAUUAUUGAGGAAGAAGACAUGAAUAAAUUAAAGAGUUAAUUAUUUGUUUGUGAAGCAAAGCGCAAAACAUGCAACACUCCACACGCUUUAGUUUUUCCUUCGAUAUUCCUUCCUUCGAUUCGUCGUUAACCAGCAAUAAUGUAACAUGUUAUUGUUAUAAUAAAAAAAGCAAUAAUAAUAAAAAUGCCACUCUCCUUAAUUUCCUCGCCGCACAGCCGAUGAAGGUUCCCGCCGGGAAACCCCAAGCACGAAGAAAAACCGUCCCAAAGAUUAUUCUCCCCUUUGUACCCAUCGUCCUUUUCUUCACCGUCAUCUCAAUCGUCCGAUAUUCCCACCGCGACAUCUCCGGCGACACGAAUUCCCCCUCGUCCUUCAUCCUUUCUUCCGAUGAUAGUUACGUCGCGUCCGACGUUGUAACAAAACAUGCAGAAGAAGAACACGCCGGAGAGCUUUCUGAUGGUCGACUGUACGAUCGUAGCGGCGAAAGUCAGUCGCCACCGCCGCCGUCAGAAACCACCGCCAUGACGGUGGAAAUAGAAAAGAAUGGCCGCGGUGAAGACGAGGGCACAACAAAUAACACCAACGGACCUUAUAAGGGAGCUACUCAAAGCAGCACGAGAAGGAGGUCAAAGAAACGGCCAAGGAGACGGCAACGUCGCCGCCGUGAGACAACGUUGGUGGCCGCGAAGAGGACGGAAACGAAGGCGGAGGAGGACGACGACGUUAGGGUUUUGGCGGCGGAGGUGGCGGGAGGGGGCGGUUGUGAUCUGUCGGCGGGGGAAUGGGUGGGGGACCGGGAGGGACCGUAUUACACGAACGUGACGUGUGACUGGGCGAUCCAGGAGCAUCAGAAUUGCAUGAAGUUCGGAAGACCGGAUACCGGGUAUCUGAAGUGGAGGUGGAAACCGGAUGGGUGCGAGCUGCCCGUUUUUGACCCGGACCGGUUCUUGAAAAUGGUCAGAGGGAAAUCUCUGGCCUUUGUGGGGGAUUCGGUGGCCAGGAAUCACAUGCAGUCAUUGCUUUGCCUCCUCUCCUCCGUUGCAAGGCCUGUGGAUGUUUCAACAACAGAAGACGAAAACUUCAAACGUUGGGAAUACGGAGAGUACGACUUCAACAUCACCAUUUUCUGGUCGCCCUAUUUGGUCCGGACACAAAGGACCGACCCCAACGACGUCACCCGCCCAUUCAACCUCUUCCUCGACGAGUUCGACCAAUCAUGGACCACCCAAAUCGGCGGUUUCGACUACGCCGUCAUCUCCGCCGGCCACUGGUUCUCCCGCCCCACCUUCUUCUACCUGAACGGCAGCCUCGUCGGCUGCCAGUACUGCCCCCCCACCCCUAACGUCACCCACCUCCCGUCCACCUUCAGUUACCGCCACGCCUUCCGCACGGCCUUCCGUGCAAUCACCGGCACGGAAGGUUUUCGGGGCGUGGCGUUUCUGAGGACGUUCGCGCCGUCCCACUUUGAGAACGGGCGGUGGGACCGGGGCGGGGACUGCGUGCGGACCGGACCGUUCGGGAGGGGGGAGAAGGUUUUGGAUGGUUAUAAUUUGGAGUACUACAGGAUCCAGCUCGAGGAACUGAGGUCCGCCCAGAGGGUAGGGAGGGGAAAAGGGAUGAGAUUGAGGUUGUUCGACACGACGUUGCCGAUGCUGUUGCGGCCGGACGGACAUCCGGGGAAGUUCGGGCGGCCGGCGAGUCUUAACGCUAGUAAUGUCCCCAGCGACUGCGUGCAUUGGUGCUUGCCGGGGCCGAUAGAUUCGUGGAACGAUUUCUUGUAUGAGUUGAUAAGAAGAGAGGUAUAAUAGAGGAGCCCUUUCGUUCUAUAACAUUGAGAAUCGAUGUCAUGAGAUCAUCUGGGGGUGUUUCGGUGCAACGAAGAGAGUGAGAGGUCUAUCGAUCGAGGUUAGGGGUAGGAACCGACGAUUUUACGAAUGGGGCACUGGAACAUCCUAGAGUCAUGUCAUGACAUUAAUUUCCAAUGUCAUGAGAACCGACCUCUAGUGAGAGAUAAUGCAAAGUUUUAAAAAAUUUAAUUAGUGUGUACUGCUAGAUAUUGGUUUUUUUGUACAAAGUGAUUUGAUUUGUGAAAUUUGCACUAAAUAGGAUACAUUGAG